This is a messenger RNA of Linum trigynum, 1886 nucleotides long. NCBI's taxonomy places the organism in Eukaryota, Viridiplantae, Streptophyta, Magnoliopsida, Malpighiales, Linaceae. The record is from the annotation of a GenBank genome assembly.
CAUUGAUUCCUAACCCUAAGUGCUAGUUUACAUCACCAUGGUUAUUGCCCACAAAACAUUGCUAGUUUUGGCGACCACGAUGGUGGUGCUCAUCAUCAUGGCUCGUCCUUCACUCCAGCACACGGUCCACGUCGCCAACAAGUUGCGCGACAAGAUACUGAUAGUGCACUGUCGAUCCAAAGACGACGAUCUCGAGGCCCGCGCGGUGGGCCUCGGGGAGAGCUUCCAGUGGAGCUUCGAGCCGAAUGCGUUCGGCGGGACGCUCUUCUGGUGCGAUCUCGCCGUCGAAGAUAAGCGUCUUACUUUCACGGCGUUCGAACAAAGUGGGCUCGAUCGAAGUGGGCCGUACACCGGACACUGGUAUGUUCGCGGCGACGGGGUUUAUGGGAAGGACAAGAGCACCGACGACGUAUUUUUCAAGGCUGGGUGGAGGCGAGUCUGGCCACGCCGGUGAGCCGCCAUAUGUAUUGUUCGGCAGGGGUAGUAAGUAAAAUUACCUACUUAGUUUAUUUUAUUUGGUUUCACACUUAUAGUCCAUCAAACCGGCCAAUUGACCGAUUAAGUUAUUAGUUAUAUGUUUAAUUUUACAUACACAUAUUUAAUACUUUACAUAACCACUCAAGAAUUAAUCAAGCGAUUCCUCACCUUUUUGGACCAUCAAAUAAAUAAUGUUAAUUAUUGUUCAUAUACUACAUUUGUUUUUUAGAGGGUAAACAACAUAAUAUGAGCAUCUAAUUUAAGUAAAAAAUUGUGCAUUAUACUCGAUGAAAACUUGAAUGGGAAGGAUUUUUUCAGUCUCUCUUAACAGGAAAUUCACAUAAUGUAAUUGACAAAUGUUUUUGUUAUAAACUUCUAAUGACUACAAGAUAAUUUUGUGUAUUUAUAUUAAGGGUUAACUAUGUGUUGAUUGUUAUAUUUACUCAUUAAAUAAAUUAUCAAUCGAUGCAUUAAAAUAAUAUUUUUCUAACACAUUAAUAAUGCUAUGUCGUACUGGUUAACCAAUUAACAAAAUAGAUUCAAUAUUAGUUUUAUUAAUUUGGUUGUUGUAUUAGUUUGGUCGGUUUUGUUAUGAUAUUAAUAAAUAUCUUAUAAUUAAUAUAAUGUAAACUUAUUUGGUGUAUUAAACUAUUAAUUACUAUGAUAACCAUUUGAACAACUUUACUCGGAUAUUAAACAAUGGAGAUUAUAUGACGAUUUAUCUAUGGUUUGAUAGGUGGUAAUGUCAAGAACUCAGCAACCGACUUGCAGUUCGAAGGUAUACGAAGAUAUUAUGGUGAUCCAAUAGUGGUGUGUUCGAAAUUCUCAUGAAAAUGUAAGGGACCGAUUUUGCUAAUGUGCGUUGUAAUGGAAUAGUUUACCAUUUUAUUAAGAGUCGUGGUCAGAAAAAAAAUUUAUCCAAGUGAUUUUAAAUUGUCGGGAAAGGUUGAUGAAUUUUGUACUAUAUUUUUGCACGCAUGCUCAAUGAAAAAUUUAUUUAAUCACUAGAAAAAUCUCAUCGUUUUGGCAUGGGGCGAAGUUUAUCGACGAUCGGAGCCUCGUCGACCCGAAAAAAUGCAUUGUUGGUCUGUUGUGCUUGAUUGGCCGGCCGGGAACGAUUUUGGCAUCGGCGGCAAAAGGGUCCAAAGUCACACUAAGAGUUACCCUCGCAAACGUUUCUCUCGUGUGCCGUAAACGACGACAUCUCCCGUCUCAAAAAUAAGAAGCAAAAGCAGCAGAUCCUAUUUAGUGACUUUUUAGUUUUACAUGAAACCGGACAGUAUAACUCGGGUUGGGAUCGGACCGGGACCGGAUAACAAACAAUCCAAUUCAAUAUUCAGGCUUUGAUUUGAGAUAAAAAAAAAUCGUUUGGGACCGGAUCGAAAACCAGAUAAAGACCGGAUAAGAGA